Messenger RNA from Zophobas morio, 1471 nucleotides. RefSeq lists its product as uncharacterized. Gene Ontology annotation, biological process: sensory perception of taste; chemosensory behavior; male courtship behavior. Bases 66 to 1136 code for a protein of 356 amino acids. The transcript has 2 exons. Gene Ontology annotation, cellular component: neuronal cell body; axon; membrane. NCBI's taxonomy places the organism in Eukaryota, Metazoa, Arthropoda, Insecta, Coleoptera, Tenebrionidae. The record is from RefSeq and is a predicted model, not a curated record.
UAAAACCCUACAUUAACACAUCAUGCGAUUACCCACAUCAUCAUGCAAUUACCCACAUUCUCACAAUGGCUCUCCACCUAUUAACACUAUUCUUCAAAGUCGGCUACAUUUUACCCAUAACACCCCCUUUAUCCUCCAGACCGUCCAUCCUCCGAAAAAUCUACUGUAUCCUAAUUUUCGUAAUACUAACAACAGGCGCCUUCUUCACCAUCCAAAGCAGAAAUUUCUACAGAAAUACGUUCUUCAUGAAGCAAUUCUUCCUCUACGCGAACGACCUAAUCGUUCUAGCCCUCAUCUUCCACGUCAUCGUGGUGUACAACUUCUGGCAAAACCAGCAAUGGAAAAAAUUUUUGGCAAGAUUGGAAGUCAGCAAAAAAAUGACAGACUUUGGACAGAGUCGAAGAUAUUUGAGCAAAAUUCCGUGUUGGACGUGUUUUGUUGCAGGCCACGUGGUUUUUACUCUAAUCGCCAGCUAUGGAAUAGUGAUUUGGUUCCAAAUAGAGGGUCUACUGGUGCUGAAGAGGAUCACCGUUAGCACUGCGGAAUAUAUAAACUUUUUUUACCUUCUGCUUUUGUGUCACCUUGUUUAUAUGUUACUUAAGCAGUAUAGGGGCGUGAACAAAACACUGGUGGCUUACGCCACACAGAGGCAGGGGUUUCCGGACGACGUCGCGCGCGUCACGGGCUACGUGAUUUGCUACUUGAAAGAAACUACAGAUAUGUUUAACACCCUGUUUGGCUGGCCGGUGUUUUUGAUUAUUUUCCACACAGUUUUGCUACUGCUGAUUUAUGUGUUCGUUAUGGUGACUCAAGACGAGAGUUACGAGGCGCUGUCGCUCCAUAUAUGUAUCACCGCUUUUACAAUGUUUAUGACCAGCUUGUACCUCGUUAUGUGCGACAAAGUGAGUCAAGAGUCCCAAAAAACCGUCUCCUUGACCUACAAGUUGCGCUGGUCGUGGCAGCAGGUCAGUCACAGUCAGAAACAAGAACUGUACGAAUUCACCAACCUCGUGGUCCUAAAUUCUCCGGUCUUCACUGCUGCUGGGUUUUUCAGGACCGGAAAGUUUACGAUUAUUGAGAUUCUGGCGACCGUCAGCAGCACGCUGGUCAUUUUGUUACAGUUCAACAACAAAUAAUGCGUGAGUGGAAUAUGCAAUUAAAAGUUUGCGGUUGAAAUAUUUAUGUGUUUUUUGUUGUGAAUUGAAAUGCUGUCUGGUGCCGGAUCUGAAGAGUCAAGGAUUCUCGGUGGACGGAGAAAAUCCCCUGGUUAUGGAAAUUAUUGGUAAAAAUCAUAAAACAAACUUGUAAAUUAGGUAACGCGGAAAGUUUGCGUAAAUGAUCAAUGUUUAUUGUUGGUUGGAAUAAUUAUGGCUACCUGGAAAUGUGGAAGCGUGUGUUGAAUGAACAAAUAAAUGGAUGAAUUAAUUCAGUAAAUUUGUGGUUUGAUUAUUAGGUUUAGCGUUUUGUUUCA